GCCUCCAACAUCAGAAAGAAAACAAAAACAGAGGAGAGGGAAAAAUCAAAGCCAACCUCUCAUCUUCUUCUCUUCCUCUUCUCAUCUUCACUCACUCCCUCACUCCUCACCCCAAAAAAACAUGGCUUCCUCCCUAUCCCUCCUCUCCCCCCACGCCCUUAUCCUCCGCACCCCCAAAACCCUUAACCUGCGCACCCCCUCCCACCGCCGCCCCCUGUGCAUCAAGGCCCGCACCGUCCCCGCCCUCACCCAAGACGACCUCAAGAAGCUCGCCGCCGACAAGGCCGUCGAGUACGUCAAGUCCGGCAUGGUCCUCGGCCUCGGCACCGGCUCCACCGCCGCCUUCGUCGUCUCCAAGCUCGGCGAGCUCAUCAAAUCCGGCGAGUUGACCGACAUCGUCGGAGUCCCGACCUCGAAGCGAACCGAGGACCAGGCCAGGAGCCUCGGCAUCCCUCUCUCGAUCCUCGACGACCACCCGAGAAUCGAUCUCGCCAUCGACGGCGCCGACGAGGUCGACCCCAAUCUGGAUUUGGUCAAGGGCCGCGGCGGCGCGCUGUUGAGGGAGAAGAUGGUGGAGGCGGCGUCGGAGAAGUUCGUGGUGGUCGCCGACGAGACGAAGCUGGUGACGGGGCUGGGAGGGAGCGGGCUGGCAAUGCCGGUGGAGGUGGUUCAGUUUUGUUGGAAAUAUAAUCUCAUUAGGCUUCAAGAGCUGUUCAAAGAAGAAGGGGUCGAGGCCAAGCUGAGAUUGGAGGGUGACAAGCCAUAUGUGACCGAUAAUUACAACUACAUUGUGGACUUGUAUUUCAAGAGUCCUAUUAAAGAUGGGCCGGCCGCCGGGAAGGAGAUUUCGGUGCUGGAAGGAGUGGUGGAACAUGGGUUGUUCUUGAACAUGGCGACCGCGGUGAUCAUUGCCGGGAAGGAGGGAGUGGAUGUGCAGACCAAGUGAUUGGCUUUUUUUUUCGGGGUUUUGGUGGAGGUGAGUGCUGGAACCUCUGAUUUGUACUUGUCAUAUGUUGUGCAACAUGUUUAUUGGUGUAAUGUUAGAUAUGGAUUAUUGAUAGAGGUUUCGGAUUUGGUGCUCUUUGUUUUUUGUAAAGCAUCUUGAUUUGGAUCAGUAGAUUAGGGAUAAUACUAAAGGGAGUGGAAUAAUAUGAUAUGACUGGAAAUGAAUUGCGUUCAUGCUUUUUAGUA
Molecule: messenger RNA, 1191 nt
Organism: Rosa chinensis
Lineage: Eukaryota; Viridiplantae; Streptophyta; Magnoliopsida; Rosales; Rosaceae
Product: probable ribose-5-phosphate isomerase 3, chloroplastic
Exons: 1
Coding region: 122-946 (274 amino acids)
Biological process (GO): pentose-phosphate shunt, non-oxidative branch
Molecular function (GO): ribose-5-phosphate isomerase activity
Source: RefSeq, a predicted model, not a curated record